Branchiostoma floridae (Florida lancelet) is the source of this 1982-nucleotide messenger RNA. Its product is annotated as dihydrolipoyl dehydrogenase, mitochondrial-like. NCBI's taxonomy places the organism in Eukaryota, Metazoa, Chordata, Leptocardii, Amphioxiformes, Branchiostomatidae. The coding region runs from base 77 to 1603 and encodes 508 amino acids. The transcript has 18 exons. Gene Ontology annotation, cellular component: oxoglutarate dehydrogenase complex; mitochondrion. The record is from RefSeq and is a predicted model, not a curated record. Gene Ontology annotation, molecular function: flavin adenine dinucleotide binding; dihydrolipoyl dehydrogenase (NADH) activity.
GACAGGUGAUGGCAAGGUCACUACGCGUGCGCAGCCGUUCACCUUCCGCCAUAUUGGAUUCGGAGCCAGGCGCAAGAUGCAGUCUUGGUGUCGUCUGUCGUCUCAAGUAGCCAGAGUGCUGAGAGUGUCUGGUGUUCACCAGAGGGGACCGGCCAUUACUGUAGCAGGGUGCAGGCACUACUCUGAUGCAGCAGAGGCAGACCUGGUGGUUAUAGGCUCAGGUCCAGGCGGCUAUGUCGCAGCCAUUAAAGCUGCCCAGUUGGGCAUGAAGACUGUCUGUGUAGAAAAGAAUGCUACACUGGGUGGCACCUGUCUCAAUGUAGGCUGUAUACCAUCUAAGGCCUUGCUGAACAACUCCCACCUGUAUCACAUGGCUCAUGGCAAGGACUUUGCAAGCAGGGGAAUUGAAUUUGAUGGUAUAAGGUUGAACCUGGAGCAGAUGAUGUCCCAGAAGUCCACAGCUGUGAAGGCUCUGACAGGGGGAAUAGCACAUCUCUUCAAACAGAACAAGGUUACACAUAUGGCUGGUCAUGGAAAAAUCACUGGUCAGAACGAGGUCACUGUCCUGAAGGCCGACGGAGGUCAAGAUGUGGUCAAGACUAAGAACAUCAUGAUAGCCACAGGGUCCGAAGUCACUCCCUUCCCUGGAAUUGAAAUUGAUGAAGAGGCAAUUGUGUCCUCCACCGGUGCCCUGAGCCUCAAGUCUGUCCCAGAGAGGAUGAUCCAGAUCGGUGCUGGUGUCAUCGGUGUCGAGCUGGGUUCUGUGUGGAGUCGGUUAGGGUCAAAGGUGACUGCUGUUGAGUUCCUUGGUCAUGUUGGAGGGAUGGGCAUUGACAUGGAGAUCUCAAAGGGCUUCCAGAGAAUCUUGAAGAAACAAGGCAUGGAUUUCAAGCUUAACACCAAGGUCGUUAGUGCCAGCAAGAGAGAUGACGGUGUCGUAGAAGUCAAAGUUGAAGCCGUAAAGGGAGGCAAAGAAGAAAUACUUGAGUGUGAUGUACUGUUGGUGUGUAUAGGCAGGAGGCCCUACACAACUAACCUGGGGCUGGAGGAUGUUGGCAUCCAGCUUGAUGACAGAGGUAGAGUUCCUGUCAACUCCAGAUUUCAGUCAUCUGUACCCAGCAUUUUUGCCAUUGGAGACUGUAUUGCUGGACCUAUGCUGGCCCACAAGGCAGAGGACGAAGGCAUCAUCUGUGUAGAGGGAAUAGCAGGAGGUGCUGUCCACAUUGACUACAACUGUGUCCCCUCUGUCAUCUACACUCACCCGGAGGUGGCCUGGGUAGGCAAGAGUGAGGAGAUGCUCAAGGAAGAGGGAGUUCCUUACAAGGUUGGGAAGUUCCCGUUUGCAGCCAAUAGCAGGGCUAAGUGUAACGCUGACACUGAUGGCAUGGUGAAGAUCCUGUCCCACCAGGAGACAGACAGGAUGCUGGGGGCACACAUCAUGGGCCCCGGGGCAGGGGAGAUGAUCAACGAGGCCGCCCUGGCCAUGGAGUACGGAGCUUCGUGUGAGGACGUCGCUAGAGUCUGUCACGCACAUCCGACGUGCUCCGAGGCCUUCAGAGAAGCCAACAUGGCGGCCUACGCUGGGAAGCCCAUCAACUUUUAAAUGUAUUUUUGCGCACACUGGAAACAAAUAUGAGAAUACUGUAAAUUGCUAGUUACAGUCUAUUUACUGUGUAUUUUAGGUGCAUGUACAUGACUUUAGGUGCAGACCAAUGGGAUGUUUAUCAUUUGUAAGUGAUCUAGGGAGACAUGUAUUACUGGUGUUGUGACAUAUGUAAUUAUAGGACAUGUUCUAGGAAUUACAGACAUUUAGGAUUACACAAAACAGAACCACUGUUACAACAUUGUCUCUGUGUAGUCAUACAAACUAUUAUGUUUGGAAGUAUGGCACAAGUUUUGGAAUUUUUGGAUGUUUUCCCCAGCCUUGAUUGUAAUGGUACAUGCAUAUGGAGAAAUAAAGUUAGUCUAUGAUUGUACAAUUA